AUUAAAAAAAGUGAAACUUUUCCAAUAAAAUUCCCAAUUAAUACUGGCAGAUGCAAAACAUUAAAAAAAAUCGAACAGAAGACGAUACUAGAAAGAAAUAUAAAUUCCGUGUACCCAGUUAUUCACGAAAACGCUCUAGAGCUAUACUGCAAAUUUAUUUUGUUCAAAAGAGAGUACGGAACUGCUAAAGAAAAAUCAAUAUACGAAAAAAUGACUCUUAAAGAUUUCAUAGACAGACUUCUUCUCAAACGAGCCGUUUUGUUCAUAGAUUCGUCUGAUGAAUUCUUGCUCAUAAAUAAAAAAUGUGGGUUUGGAAAUUGGGAGUCAAUUGGUACUGCUGAAGAAUCCUUUCCAUUGAUUAUGGAAAAUUGUUUAACGUACGAUGAAAUAAAAUUAUCAGUGUUUUUGUCUGUUAGUUCCUAUACCUACUUCGUGAAUCUAGGAGAGAGAACAAAUUUUGGUAAACAUUUGGAAAAUAGGGAUAAAAUUGCGAGGGAAGGCAUCAUAAUUGGCCUAAUAGGUCCUAGAUUGGAAAAAAGAAACGUAAUGGAAUAUCAAGAAAUUGUUUUUAGUAAAACACAAAAUACAAAUAUAAAUGGUUAUGGUACCAAAAUCAAUGCCAGCAUACACAAACUAUUUUCUGAGUUCUAUGAAGAAACUUGUAUAGAUUAUGAAGAAGCAUUGCAACUCAAAAACAGUGACAAUGCAAGAUACAGGAAUUUGAUAAAUGAUUUGCUUUUCGACAAUCACUAUUACUAUAAAAGACUAACUAUUUCCAUCGACACUUUAUUGGUAGAGGCCAAUUAUAGGGCUAAGGCUGCGGAUAAAACUGCUUACAUUCAUGUUGUGGGGUUAGGUCUAGGUGUUUGGAAAAUAUCGUCACACCAAGAAGAAGUGUAUAUGGAAACUUUUGCUAAAAGAAUUUUUCAGCCAUGAAAGACAUGAAUCUGAAUAUCAGGAUUUCAACACAAUAUACUA
Leptinotarsa decemlineata (Colorado potato beetle) is the source of this 978-nucleotide messenger RNA. Its product is annotated as ADP-ribosylarginine hydrolase CG2909. NCBI's taxonomy places the organism in Eukaryota, Metazoa, Arthropoda, Insecta, Coleoptera, Chrysomelidae. The record is from RefSeq and is a predicted model, not a curated record.